GCGGCGAGUGUCAGUGCGCAUGCCCGCCACUGCGCCACUAGGAGGCGCGCUGCCCCCUGGCGGACUCGCGCCGCAGUGAAUUGCGUAACAAAAGCACACUCGCCUUCUAACGCGACGCUGAAAACUUUCGCUCCGUACGCGCCGACGGAAUGGAAAAACGUAAAACGAAAUAAAAGUUUCCCGCGGUACGCGCACCUCAAUUCUAACGUUAAAAAUCAUCCCGUUACCGUCCCGUGUUGCUUAGGAAACUCGAACUAUAGCUUCUCGCUUUUCUUUUUUAGUUUCCAAGUUUGCCUCUAAAGUUGACUGUGGCGAAAAGUGAUCCGAUGCGAUUUUCGCCGGCUGCGUAUAAUAUUGUGUGGACGAUCUAGUGUGUUGUGUUCAUUUGUUUUGUUUUGCUUUGCUUCCUUUGGCGAGUGGUGGAGGCCGGUGACCGUUGGGACGGCGCUGGUGGUAGCAAUCGAUAGUGCGGUGGGAGCGGCAAAGACCUUUCGGUGCAACAUGUUGUGGCGACGGAAACAGGAAGCUCGGGCAGGUUGAUCAAAUCUCCACAUGCCCACAACACUCUGCAGUCAGCAGAAAGAUGUCCUAAUAUGGGUUGGUCAUGCGUUGUGGCAUGCGCCGUGGCCUUCUUCCUCAUGCUCAACAAAGUCUCGGCUCUCACAUCCGACAUAUUCGCUGCGGGAAAGUCGGACAAAGAGAUACUGGACAACCUUUUAAAAAAUUCCCGCUAUGACAAAAGACUGCUUCCACCAGUAGAUGAUCCAGAAUUCUGUUGUGGUCUAACAUCGCCCAACGACUCUUUGGCUCAAAAUAAGGUCGGAUAUUCUUCGCUCCGGCCUCGGUCGCACAAUCGCGGUGUCCUCACCGUAAAUGUUAGCGUGCUACUUCUUAGUUUAGCAUCUCCAGACGAAUCUAGUCUUAAAUACGAAGUGGAGUUUUUGCUCCAACAACAAUGGUAUGAUCCACGACUACGGUAUUCUAACCAGUCUCACUACGACUUCCUAAACGCCAUCCAUCAUCACGAAGACAUCUGGCUGCCCGACACAUACUUCAUUAUGCACGGAGACUUCAAGGACCCCAUAAUCCCAAUGCACUUCGCGUUGCGCAUAUACCGCAAUGGCACUAUUAAUUACCUGAUGCGGCGGCAUCUCAUUCUUUCCUGCCAGGGAAGACUUAACAUAUUUCCUUUUGAUGACCCAUUGUGUUCAUUUGCCUUAGAAAGUAUAUCAUACGAACAAUCUGCUAUUACUUACGUAUGGAAGAACGACGAGGAUACUCUGCGCAAGUCUCCUUCAUUGACCACUCUGAACGCGUACCUCAUCCAGAAUCAAACUAUUCCCUGUCCAAUCAAGGCUAGUUGGAGAGCUGAUGGUAUUUCACUUUACGAAGACGAUGAAGAGCUGACAUGUAAUCUUUGCCAGAGACGCUUUGAGGAGCAAGGUAACUACAGCUGCCUAAAAGUCGACCUAAUAUUUACUAGAGACCGAGCGUUCUACUUUACUACAGUAUUUAUCCCUGGAAUUAUUCUGGUGACUUCCUCAUUCAUCACAUUUUGGCUGGAAUGGAACGCCGUGCCAGCCCGUUCCAUGAUAGGUGUAACAACAAUGUUGAAUUUUUUUACAACAUCAAAUGGUUUCCGUUCAACUUUACCGGUGGUUUCAAACUUGACUGCUAUGAACGUAUGGGACGGCGUCUGCAUGUGUUUCAUCUACGCGUCAUUGCUGGAGUUCGUAUGUGUCAAUUACGUUGGCAGAAAGCGGCCUUUACACAAUGUGGUCUACCGACCAGGAGAGAAUCCCGUUACACAGCGACUGCCCGCUGUCCUGAGCAGAAUUGGCAUUAUACUGGCCAGCCCCUUGGAGGCGAUGGCAUUCCUCCAUUGGGCAAAGUCAGAGACACCCCAACCGGAGCCAAGUGGUGCUGGUGAUAAAAAGCGAGACUCGACGGGAGCAGCAGAUUUAGUCACGUGCACAGCAUGCACAGGGGCCCCAGGUCCUUGUACACAUACAACUAAUAAUGGAGGUGUGUCAGAGCCAUGUUUCGUCCAGGUUCGCAAAAAAGAACCCCCGCAUCCGAUUCGAGUGGCGAAGACAAUCGACGUGAUUGCUCGCAUCACCUUCCCCACUGCCUACGCCGUGUUUCUCAUCUUCUUCUUCAUCCACUACAAGGCGUUCUCUUAAUGCUGCCUCUACCUUUAGAUACUAGAUACUUUUUGCCGCUUACGUAAACGAGCAAUCGUGUCUUUUAGCUCGUAUCUUAUUACGUCUCAGUUAUGGAUGAAAUAAAGCUAUUCACGGUCCGUUUUUGAUGAGUGUCAACAAUCGUUACGAAUUGUGAUUGUACCCACUACAGUGAUCGUAUUUAAGAGUAUAAUAUAAGGGGCGUAACAAUCAAGAGUAUUAUCGUUGCUGCUUUCAAUCGUUAAAGGGCGUCAAUGAUUAGAAUUGAAAGAGAUGAUGAUUUUUUUACGGGAUUUGAAAUAGUUUUCGAUAAAAAGUUCAUUAUGUGAAUGUUUGUAAUAUACCUACGAGUAAGAAUACUUUGUUAUGAAUACAUGAAACUUAUGAUAGGAUAAAGAGGGAUCAAAACAUAUUAUGUAUGAAAAAUUCUUGUAUCGAUGUUAAUCGGAUUCUUGUGUAGGUAGAUAAUGAUCUAAGCGACAUCUGAAGGGAUAAAUUCAAGUUGGAAAUCACUUGAUAUUAAGCACCCUUUUAAUAUUAAAGAAACCUAUUUCAAACCUAAAGACAGUCCAGUCGUAUAAUUAUAAUUUAAGUUUUAAGUCUUAAUUAUAUUUUUAAGAUAGCAAAAGACAUUAUACCUUUUAUAUGUACAAUUAUUUUAGAAAUCACCGUAGUUGAAUUAGGUUAUGAAUAUACAUAUAUUUACCCACAUAUGUUGUGAUAAUAUCAUAAUAAUUAAAGUUGCUUUAAAAUAUAUAGUUAGAUAUGCAAACACAAUAAUAGUUAUCGGUUUCAUAUAAUUGGUUAUACAUUUAAAUAACAUAGCUAUAUAUGUUAAUUAUUCGGUCGAUUUUUUGCUAUAAUUAUUAUUUGUUUUAUAUUGAAUCUACACUUACUUUAAAGAUUUUAAUAUUAUCUAUAUAUGAACAUAUUUAUAGGAAUAGCUGAACAUGUUACAACUAAAACUUAUUAUAUGAAAUCGAGCUACAAGAUGAUGUUUGAUGGAUGUAUUUAUGUUUAAGUUUAUUAUGUUAAAAACAAUUAGACGUAGAUGCAUAGAUAAAGCUCAAGUCGUUAUUAUAUUACAAAAUAUUUUAUAUAAUGGAACCACGUAAUUAAUUUUUUAUAAAUUUUAAGUGAUUACCUAGUUCAUGUAUAAUUAUUAUUUUGAUGUUAAACCAUGAACAUGCCUUUUACAUGUCAAAUAAUUAUUUUUGCCUGAAAUUUUCUUAGUCGUUAUACUGAAAAUGAUGUAUGUGAUUCCAACUGUAAAUAAUAUACAUUGAAAUUGUAUUACACCUGCCGAUACGUAAGGUAUGUUACCCUAAAUACAUCGCAAAGCUGUAAUGUAAGUAUCAUGAAUAUUGUGCUGUGAGACCAUACCGUCACCUUUUUUUCGCGUAAGUAGAAUGUAGCCUUCAGCUGUUAUUAUUAUAUAAUUAAUUAAUAAUUAACUAUGAUAAUUAUGAUUAUAUAUUAAAUAACUAUAAGCAUCAAUGAUAUGUGUCAUCUAAAGGUAUAUUGUUAUACAUGUAUAUGGAUUCUCAUAUUGAAUGCUAUACGUAAAUUUUAUGAAAGAGAAUCUUACGGCACAUAAAAUUUAAUAUUGUUUUCAAUUACAAACGUUCAAUUUCAUUAUAUACCAUAAUAUACCAUCGAUAAUUGCCUUUUGCUUGUUAAAAAAGCGGACCAAUGAGUCAACUCUUUUGAAAAUUAAAUUUUAUAUCUAAAAUGUAUUAAGUACAUAAUACAUUUUAAGAAUACGAGUAUGCGUUUUGGCUGUGCUUCGAAACCAAUUAUAAAUUUGUAUAUGUGACUUAAGCGUGCUCGUUCAAAGUUUUUGCUUGAAAGUAACUGAUGUUUCAUAUACGGUUAAAUAUUUGCACGUAAAUAUAUCAUUAUGAUCUCUCAUACUGAACAUUUAUCAAUUAUAUAUAUUUUUUUUAAUAAUAAUUACCUCUCCUUAUAUCAUCGACAAUAUAAAUAAAUACCUAAAUAGUACCUACCUAAUAUCUAAACGAGUUGAUAGGUAGGUACCUUCCCAUAUAUUAAAGACAAGUAUAACUAAACUUAUUUUAUUAAAUCCUUGGGGUAUUAAACCACUAUAAAACAGAAGAGAUACUUAAUUUUAAUUUACUUUAUGAUCUAUUACUUAGUCAUGUAUACCAAUGCAAUUAUAAUGAAAUCUAAAUUAAUGAUACAGAUUACUGAGAAAUAAAUAGGAAAGCAAGAGACCAGGUCGAAUAGUACUUGGCUAAACAACGGAAUACGUCAGUACAUAUUAACUUGAAUUCAAAUAUUUUGGACUUAUUCUUUUUUUCAAUCUUGAAAGAGUCACCACCAUUUAAAAGAUUUUUCAGGACAAGUUCUAGAUAUUUUUUACCCGGAUACCCGUUAAUAAUAUCUAGAACUGGGUUAUUGCAUCAAAUAAUAUUAUUUCCAGACUAGACUAUACAGGACAUAUCAAUAAACUUUUUAUUACUUGCUUAUGACUUUUUCUGUAACCUUAGAUAAUUGACUCUAUAUAAAGUUAGAUAAUAAAUCUAAGGUCAAGAUCCUACUUCUAUACGACCUGUUCCACUUUCUUUUCUAUUUUUAUAGUUUACAGCAAAUUUUUAUUUACUAUGACAUAAGAUUAACAAAGAUAAGAUUAAAAUAUGUAUUUAAACUAUAUUUAAACACAAAUAUUACAAUCUAAUUAAUUACUUAUGUUAUUAAGGUCAGGUACACUAUAACUCGUGCUCGAAGAUACUUAAAAAAAGUAAUGUAAACGUUAAAAGUAACUAUAUUGAUCUCUUGUUUGGUGGUCCCAUACACUUAAUUUGACGCUGUUUAAAGUUUAUUUUAUAUAAUUAAAACUUUAUCUUAUUUUUUGGAUAGACACGAAGUGAUACUACUUUAAAUUCUCAGUGUUUUAUACAAUUUUAAUUAUAAGAUAAAAAAUAACAUAUCAUUCGCUUUAUGAGAUACGUACCUAUGUAUCUAUUAAAAUUUUAUGCUAAUUACCUGUUAACCAAAGCUAUAUAUUCUAUGCUGCCUUUAUCUUUGUAUAACAUUUGUUAUUAAGUGUAUUAGAUUAUUUCAUCAAACGUGUUUAUGAAGCCUUUUUAAACAUUUAUGAGUGUGAUAAUAUUAUUAUAUCAAAAACCUGAAGUUGCAACAUCAUGAAAUAAAAUGUAAACUCGCUAUAUGCGAGUCAAAUGAAAAAUUAAAUAUAGGUCGGUAUACCUAUCCAUACAUCAGUUUGUUAACUUAUAACAAUAUUAACAAUGCAGGUAAGUGAAAUAUCAUCUUACUUACCAUGUUACGGCGACACAAUUGCAACUAAAUUGUUUUCAUAAUACAAUGAAAUGUGUUCAUGUAUUAUAUAUAACACCUGUGGCGCUCCUUAUUGUGAAAAAGUUAAGCACCUUGUACUAAUGUAGAUACGCUACCGCCACUGUGUGUAUAUAAGCAAGAUCACGUAUAUACUUUUUGUUCCUAAAUUGUAUAAAAUAAUGAAUAAUUAAAUAUUGAUUAGCUAGGUAUAAAUAGGUAUAUUUCGGUAUUUGUAAAAAUUUUCACAAUUUAAUUACCGAUCUAACACUAAAAAAACUAAUUUACAAAAUAUAACCUACUGUUUCUUAUUUAUUAAAAAUAAACCUUAUUCUCCUUUUUAACACACUAAUUAAUUUGAAACGAAGUUGCACUUUUAUUACUAGGCAUAUUUUUCUGAGUUUUGAACACGCCAGGCUAAUGUAAGCAAAACUUUUUUUUUUUUUAUAAAAUCACAGUGGAAUAGUUUUUAUAAUUUUUAUUAAAAUAUUUAAAGGUGAUUUCAGUCGAACAUGUAACCUAACCUAAAUCUGUUCACAAGCCAAACCACAAGAAUUAUUUAUGUAUUCUGUGCUGCAUGAUACAAAGAUAGCUCGUCAUGAUAUUUUUUUAUAUACUAUAGUAGCUAAAUACAAUACUUAUAUAUACAUAUAUAAUUAUUGUAUUUAGUUUAUAUAUAUACAUAAGUAAUUUACAUGGGUAAAUAAAAUUAAUAUCGUUAAUUUCACUGAAAAGUUAUCGCACACGUCUUCGGCUGGCUUGGUCAACUCUUUUAUUAUACAAAUAUGUUAUGUAUAUGUAAAUAUUAAUGGAAAGGAAAAUAAGGUUCAUUAUGGGUAUUUUUUAAUUUAAAUAUUUGAAAUUGAAUUAAAAUUUGAAUUCAUUGAAAGCAAAGAAUAGAACCUACCUAAUUAGGUUUGGAAGGCUACUUAAGUUUGUGUUCGUAUAUUUUAUACAAAUAUUAUUACAUAUUAGUAAAGGCAUAAAUACUAUUUUUCAAUAUAUAUCUAGACCAUUUUAAUUUGCCCUAUAUAUAUAUAUAUACUGAAUUCAAUGCUACAAAAUAAGUAAGUAUCUACGAAAAUAUUAACUAUAUUUUGCGAAGAUGUUCAACUCAGUUUUUGCACUGUGUUUACAAUUAUGUACCUACAAAUAUUACCUAUUGGAAAAUAUAUCUUGUAACAUUUUAUAUCUCUUUCAUAAAAAAAUCUAUUUUAGCUCUAUAAAGGCUGACCUGAAAGUUAAUACUUUUUACUAUUAUAGUCAUUUCCGAAAAUGAAAUUGUACCUACGUAAUAGGUAUAAGUCAUUUCUAUGAAAUAUUUUAUAAUCAUUGAAAUUUUCAUUGUCCAUUCACUGUUGAAUUGAACAUACUCCUCUCUUAUAGAUUAUUAUUGGAUAGGUCCUGAACUACUGUUUUCUUAUUCUAUUGGCUUUCAUAUAAUACGUUUGAGUUGGUCAAUCAAUCUGGUGGGAGGAUACCAGACGCACUAGAAAAUUGUUUGCAAAUAUUUGUUUUAUAAACAAAACUUCAUAAGUCUUUCACCAAAUCGUGGUAUAGUUAUUUCCACAAUGGCAUGCGUGUAUUUGUCUUAAUAUUAAAUUGUACCUAACUGUGAAAGUGCUUAGAUUAUCUAUAUAUUUUACCGCGCGUGUUUACAUAAACGAAAUGCUUCGCCCAAAGAGAGAGUAGGCUCAAUAAGCCGCUUAAUUUUAGGAAUAUUUUAUAAGUAACCUAUAUCUAAAAUCUUAGACAAUUGUACCAUAGGUAUGCUGUACCAUAAAAACAAUAAUACAAGUAGUGCUACAAUUCUUGCAAAAUAUUGCAAAUUUCUUUUUGCUUUAUAUUAUACAAUAAGUAGGAUAAGUAACGUAUAAAUAUUUCUUUGGAUCGAUGAAUUAAUUUUAUAGUACUUAAAAAGUACUUUAAAUACAUAUUUAAUAACAUUUGAGAAUUAAACUUCUUCAGCAUAAAAUGUGACAGCUACGUUCAUACAUAUGAAUACUUUAAAGAAAAAAUAUGAAACAAAAUUAUAACUACAUUAUUUUUGCCACCUAUUAUUUGGUAAGAAAAAUAACUUUAUACGAUAAACGGUUUUAAAAUGUAUUAAAUUAUUAAAGAAUAUACAGUAUUGAGAAAGCUAACAUUUACAUAAAAUCUUUUUCAAUAGGUUCAAACAAAUACAAUCUAAUUUGUUUAAAUACUAUUAUUACAAAGCUAUUAAAUUAUCUACUUAAAUAACGACGUCUACUGUAUGAUAUGUAUUUACUAUAAUAAGUAAUUAAGUGUUCUAUAAUAAAUAUAUAAUGUUAUGAUGCACGAAAAGACAUUAGUGAGAUUAAUAAAAUGUGGAUCCUUUCUGCCACUAUCAAGAAACGGAUAAAUAUAUUUUUUCUCGGUAAUAACUUAUUAUUUUUGUGUGUAGUAAACUAAUAAUAACAUAAAUUACAUAGGGCAUGCACCUUAUACUCUGCGGUACUUAACUAUUAAUAAAUUGUUCGAAGAAUGUAACUCCUCAAUGGGAUAUUAUCUUUUUUUUUUAAUACAAAAGGAGAAUUCCAACUGACUUAUUUUCACUAUCUCUACGAGAUUUUCAAGAUCUCGUAAUGUACAUAAUAAUUUAGUAGCAUCAAAUAGAAAUUACCUAAAAACAAACAAACAUGACUGUUACAAACACUAAAAAUCAUGACAAAUACUAUGUAUGUAAUGAAUAAAAAUCUUUAGUUGUUUAAUAUUUUUUAAUUAUUGUUUAUUUCUAACAUUAUAUAUAUAUAUAUAUAUAUAUAUAUAUAUAUAUAUAUAUAUAUAUAUAUAUAUAUAUAUAUAUAUAUAUAUAUAUGAUAUUGUCGAAUAUAAGUCUAUAUUUAAUUGAUUGUACCUACCUACCUAACAACCUGGUAACAAAUGUGCCUAAACCACAGCAACUUUGUCUAAUAAGCAAUAAUAAGUAAACAAAUUAGUUGAAAACUGCUGAAUCAAUAUGGCAAAUUUUAGUGUUUGUACCUAUAUAGUCCAAUAUAAUAGUCCAAUUAAGGGUUUUGGAAAAAAAAAUGGAAUAUGGAUAGAACAAUGUCUGUCAAGUCGACUAAUUGAAAAAAACAACAUCGAAUUCGAUUCAGAAUAAAAAAAAACCCUACGAAUCUAUUUAUUGGGUUUAAUUUGAUUAAUAUACCUACGCUAUAACUUAAACCUAUUAAAUAUAUUAUAUAUAUUACUUAUAAUGGAUCAUUUAUCCAUGCUGUGUCAAUCUAAUAAUUUUGCCAAAUUUGAAAUCAAUUUAUUAAAAAAAAUACUUUUUACCCAAUGGCAGGUAUGUAGGUAUAGUACAAUUUUUUAAACAUUAAUACAUGUUUUUAAAUGUUUAAGAAAUAUGUUUUAAGAUUUAAAACAGUCUGGUUUAAAUACUUAGAAAUUAAAUUGUACACAAUAGCAUUAAAUUCAUUUAAUAUCUAAAUUCUGAUAGAGCAAAACUAAAAUAUAUACAAUUUUCAAUGAUUGUUGAUUAUUAUUUUGUUAUACUGCAAUUUUUAAUAUUUUACUUUAGCUGGGAAAAAAUAUCCAUAUAUCUUUACUUCAUGAAAUAAAUUUAACGUCAAGCGAGUUCAAUAUAAAAUAUGAAAGACGACAAUCACGUUAAUACUCGUACAAACACUAUCACUGCAAUAAAAACCAAUUUAGCCAAAGACACAUUCAGGACUAUCACUCCAUAGAUUUCAGUUUCAGGCUGUUUUUAUAACUCGGUAGCAAACAGUUUGGAAUCCCAAGAAUUGAAAUAAAAAAAAACUAUCACUAUACUUACAUUGCUAUUAAAAGUUAUGUACAUACUAACUUUUAUUUGCGACUUCGCGUAACCGGGAUGUUUACUGGUCAGGAUAAAAAGCAGCCUUCAUAUAUCACCAUACCAUAUAGUACGUGUAUACUAAGUUUAAUUGUAAUUGGUUAAGCCGUUAAGGCACUAUAAGGUAACAAACAAACAAACUCACUUUCACAUUUAUAAUAUUAGUGAUGUAAUCAAAUAUAAUACUUCAGGACAAAAUUUUAAAUAUAAGAAACUUAACUCGUGAAUAUCAUGUAGAUACUGGCAAUAGACACUACUUUCAGUAAUAAUACCAUGUCUGAAUUAAUAGUUGUAAAUAUAUACUCAAAACAAUAUUCAUUGUCACAAUUACUCUAUAUAUAUAUAUAUAUAUAUAUAUAUAUAUAUAUAUAUAUAUAUAUAUAUAUAUAUAUAUAUAUAUAUAUAUAUAUAUAUAUAUAUAUAACUAAUUCAUUAUUCUGUUUUACAUUAGUCAACGGAUUGCCCAGAUUGCCCGCAUUGCUUUAUAGGCAGCUUAAAAAUUUAUAUGUAGGUAUACCUUAAGGAGUACCUAUACUCUGAUAUUUUUGGGUUAAGACAGUAAUAUACCCUUAACCUAAUAAUAUCUAUUACUGUUGAUAUAAUUUAAUAUAAGUACAAUACUGUUAGCUAGAAUUAAAAUAGCUUAUUUUAAUUAUAUCUUUUAUAAAGCAAUUAACUAGGUAAUAAAAUAAGUAUGUACGUAUUAAUAAUAUUUUUAAUAAACUCCGUCAUAUUUAAUGAGUAAGUACAUAUACUAUUGUUACGACACCAUCUUAGAACACCAUAUUGUAAACUGUAGUAGGUACCUCCCUACUUACUCUAAAGACAAAAAACAUCAAAUGUCUACGCACUGUCGAUUGAGAUAAUCGAAAUAAAAAUAACGUUUCUGUUGUUGCUACAUACUAUAUGUAUGUACAUAAUGAUCUAAAUUUUUAUUUAUUAUUAUAUGUCUAUAAUAAAUAAAUAAAUAAUUAUAUGUACCUAUUAUAGUGACUAUUAGUUGUGGCACAGAUGUGCGCGUCGCGCACUCUAAUCACCAAUUUUUGAUUGCUGACUAUACAAUUAUUUAGUAAAACUAAUCGCAACAUUAAUAUUUUGUACUUAGUUAAAUUUACCUAGUAAUGAUAGCGAACACCCUCACGCAUCGCCUUUGUAUAUAAAAAAGAGUCUGCGAUGACCGCCCGUUCAUGUUUAUAUUGUGGCAUUGUAAAUAAUUUUAUUAUAAAAUCUAUGAAUUACAAUUUUCAUCAAAUAAAACACAAAUUCGACUUA
Galleria mellonella (greater wax moth) is the source of this 10608-nucleotide messenger RNA. RefSeq names its product glutamate-gated chloride channel (gene pHCl-1). Bases 594 to 2183 code for a protein of 529 amino acids. The record is from RefSeq and is a predicted model, not a curated record. Gene Ontology annotation, molecular function: transmembrane signaling receptor activity; chloride channel activity; extracellular ligand-gated monoatomic ion channel activity. NCBI's taxonomy places the organism in Eukaryota, Metazoa, Arthropoda, Insecta, Lepidoptera, Pyralidae. The transcript is spliced from 16 exons. Gene Ontology annotation, biological process: nervous system process; chemical synaptic transmission; signal transduction. Gene Ontology annotation, cellular component: synapse; membrane; neuron projection.